GAAAAAAGAGGGGGACAUUAAAUAUGAAAAAUGGGGUGUCUGAAAUUGGAGAGGCUUUUAGGAUGAGGCUUUCAUUGGUCACCAUUCAUCCAAGAUAAAUAAAACCCACUCAAUCAUAUAAACUCAUCAUCUUCUUCUCUUCAACAUUUCCCUAAAUAAAACACAAAGAAAGAAAUAAGAAGAAGAGAGAAAUAAUGGCACUGAGAAUGUGGGCUUCUUCUACAGCCAAUGCUCUCAAACUCUCUUCUGCUUCCAAACCUCAUCUCUCCUCUACAUUUUCUCUCUCCAAAUCCUUCUCAACCGUUUUGGAUGGUUUGAAAUAUGCAACUUCACAUGAGUGGGUCAAACAUGAAGGCCCAGUGGCUACAAUUGGCAUUACUGACCAUGCUCAGGACCAUCUUGGAGAAGUAGUGUUUGUGGAUCUUCCAGAAACUGGUGUGUCUGUCUCUGGUGGUAGCAGCUUUGGAGCUGUGGAGAGUGUCAAAGCCAGCAGUGACAUAAAUUCACCAAUCUCUGGUGAGAUUGUUGAAGUUAACUCCAGCCUUAAGGGAAAACCUGGCUUGAUCAACACAAGCCCAUAUGAAGAAGGAUGGAUGAUCAAGGUGAAGCCAAGCAAUCCCUCAGAGUUAGAAUCAUUGUUGGGGCCUAAGGAAUAUACAAAGUUAUGUGAUGAGGAAAAUGCUGCACACUAGUUGUUCAUUUUCUAUGCAUGUGCAUUACUCUUGGAUUUGCUCCUCAAGAAAAAAGAGAUGAGAAAGAGAAGACAAAAUCUUGGAUUCUAACUAAUUUGCAGCUCUUUUAUGAUUGUUGUAAUUUGCUAUUUUUCCUUGGAGUUUUAUUUCUCUUUGUUACACUUUUCUCUGCAUCUUCAUGUAAGUAAUGAUCCUUUCAUGAUUUCUUUCUUCA
Cannabis sativa is the source of this 906-nucleotide messenger RNA. RefSeq names its product glycine cleavage system H protein, mitochondrial. Gene Ontology annotation, cellular component: glycine cleavage complex; mitochondrion; cytoplasm. Bases 195 to 692 code for a protein of 165 amino acids. The record is from RefSeq and is a predicted model, not a curated record. NCBI's taxonomy places the organism in Eukaryota, Viridiplantae, Streptophyta, Magnoliopsida, Rosales, Cannabaceae. Gene Ontology annotation, biological process: glycine decarboxylation via glycine cleavage system; protein lipoylation. The transcript is spliced from 4 exons.